Messenger RNA from Malassezia globosa CBS 7966, 462 nucleotides. RefSeq lists its product as uncharacterized. NCBI's taxonomy places the organism in Eukaryota, Fungi, Basidiomycota, Malasseziomycetes, Malasseziales, Malasseziaceae. The coding region runs from base 1 to 462 and encodes 153 amino acids. The record is from RefSeq and is a predicted model, not a curated record. The transcript is spliced from 2 exons. Gene Ontology annotation, cellular component: cytosol.
AUGACGGCACCAGCAACGGAGCUAUAUGCAGCGGCGUACGUGAUCAAGCACUUCUCACCAUCAGGGACUUUUGCUGUAUGUGACUCCCUCUAUAUCUCUAACAAGAUAGUAAUUCCUAUUGGUACAGCGACCACAUCGGUGGGUGCGUAUAUCGCCGAAUGCCAGCGAGUAUUAAGCUCAAUGGCCGAUGAGGGAAUCCAUUUUGAGGUGAGUUCGUUCAUCAAGAUUUUAACGCUUGUGCAGCUUCAUGGCUAUGGAACGAACGUAGAGGGGCCAAUUUCGGCAGUCUGGCGUGCAUUGCAAAGAUGCCACGAGGCUGUGCAUGCUAUGGGCGUUGAGCGGAUUGCGACAGACAUCCGGCUGGGAACGCGCACAGAUAAGCAGAAUGAUGCUCCAGAAUGGUCAAAUGGGCUGACAGAGAAUCAGCGCAAACGUGAGAGUGUCUUGCGUCGUCUCGGUUAG